AUGGGUGACGAGGAGCCUCAGGAAGAGGCUGGCUCCAGUCUGUCGUGGCAAGACUUACCUGAGUGUGUCAAGAAGGCUCUUGAUCAGGAGUCGCGACAGCCUUCUCCCGAGAUUUUGUCGAAUUUGUUUUCAGAUGAUUCAGACAUCAAAGAUUUUGUGGAAUCACUGGGACUUACAAUGGGCUCAGCUGAAUGGUUCAGUGCAUGCGAGAUUCUUGAAAAGGUUUGCGCUGAUGUAUCACCGGCUGCAGAUCGUGUCGUGAGGACUAGAGCUGUGCAAGGUCAGCUGGCGCAAACGUCCUCAUCGUUUUCGGCCGGGCCUCAGCAGCAGCUUGAAGUAAGCACUGGAUGGCUUCAGACAAGGGCCGGUGCAAAGCGGUCACUUACAGCGUGGCCGUGUCGGUUGGCCAAGAAACUUGCCUUGGCCAAGCACGAUCGUGCGAGGGCCGAUGCUGAGGCUACAGAGCUCCGACGCUGGAGGCAGGCUUUAGCGAAGGAGCUGAAAAGGGCUGGUAUGCCGGUGUGCUCAAUGGCAAGUUACGCCCUUGAUAGCCAAGCUGUACUGGAGGCGUCAGCAGGAACGCUUAGAGCGUCCACUCUAAGGCGGCACGUGAGGGAAUGGUCCAAGUUUUCGGCAUGGUUUUUCGCUGUUGAGGGGACAGUGUUCCCCACGCAUCUGGGCAUCUUGAUGAAUUAUGUGGAAGAGCUGGCGCAGGAACCUUGUGCCAGGACCAGGCUACAGUCUGUGCUCUCUGCAGUGAUAUUCUUCGAGAGGGUCGGAGGAGUCAAGGCCGAGGCUUCCAUCUCUUCUCAUGUCCUGGUGCGGAACUUGGUUCGGGUUCGCACUGCUGAGCUUGAAGCGGGGGCGCCGCCGACAAAGCAAGCUCCAGCAUUGGCCCUCAUCAUGGUCAUGUCUUUAGAGGCUGUGGUUGUGAAUCCUGCGCGUAAGAAGUUCGUCAGAGCGUAUGCGUGGGCACGGCUAUUGAAACUAUGGACAUCUAGCAGGGCCAAUGACCUUCAGGGCAUUCUACCAGAGCAGAUGACGAUGUCUUCACAAGGACUACGAGGAGUUUUCGAUAGAACGAAAACCUCGGGAGCUGACAAACGCAUCAGAUGGCUGCCGUUCUUUGUUUGCAAGGAUGCUUGGCUUUUGCAUAGCGAUUGGCUGGCUGCCGGAUAUGAGAUCUGGGCUUCUGAUGGUUUUGCCUUCUCCAGGGAUUAUCUGGUGCCUCGGCCUACAAAGGGGCUGACCUCCUGCCUGCCAGUUAUGGCGAGCUAUGUGGAUAUGUCAACGAUGUCCAAGCAGCUCCUGUGGGAGCUAAAGCGGCCCGAGUUGACCGAGGCUGGGAGUGUGCGUCAUACUGAUGUUGCGCUCUUCGAGGAUCCGAGUGUUGCGCUACAGAGGGCCGGUGUCGAGAGCUCGGUGCGUGACAGGGCUCUUGACCUCUUGCGGCCGUUGGAGGGCUGGGCCGAGUUUCGGGCCCAACAUCUUGCUGAAGGCAGCGGGAACGGCAUCAAGCCUGGAACGAUCAGUUUCUUCAUCACGCGUCUUGAGGGCCUCAUGGAGCCGGAGCCUGCUUCAGAGCCGUCUGCUGAGCUUCACGAGAGGGAAAGCACAGAUGAUACUUUCUUGCUGCUUUCUGACCAUGUGUGGGAGCUAGAGCAGCGGGUGGCAGUUCUGGAGCGGCGACUGAUUGCGGUCGACCCGGUGCCUAGGGAGGAUCUUCGGCGAGAGAUCACGGGGAUCUCACACUGGAAGCGCGAGUCCAAGGGAAAGGGCAAAGGCAAAGCCCUGAAACGUGCACUGGCUGCUGCAGCAGCCGAGGAGGCCCCUGGCAAGAAGGAGAACGUCUCUCAAGGACUCGAUUCUCCUCCACAAUCGGACAUUUCUUUUCUCUAUCUCUUCGCGGGAGAGUCUCGCCGGGCUGACUUGAAAUCAUUCCUGGCGGCUGCCUGCGAGAAAGCCGGGCUGUCAUUCCGCUAUCAAGAAGUUGAUAUCGGGGAAUCGGCUCCGGAUGUUCUUUCAGAUUCUUUUUGGUUGAGAUUGCUCAAUCAAGUUCGACGACAUGAAUUCAAUCUUCUUUUCAUGAGCCCGCCAUAUUCUACAUUCAACCGGGCCACGUUCGUCAAUCGCACAGGACCGCCGCCUCUGCGGAACUCGGACUGGCCGGAAGGUUUUCCCUGGCUAUCCGGUGUAUGGAAAUCCAAGGCAGAAGCUGGAACGAGUUUGGUGCGCCGGGUAUUGUCCUUAGCCACCCUGGCCACCAAGGAGCAUGUACCCUGGUUGAUCGAGCAUCCGGAAUUUUUGGGUGCUACAGCGGCUGGCACCCCGGCUUCGAUCUGGACUUGGGAAGAAGCUGUUCGUGUUUUCCAGGAGACUCGCGCCACUUCGGUGGCCCUUCAUCUUUGUGCCUUCGGCGCCGCUCAGAGGCGGCCGACGCGAUUAGCUGGAACCUGGCACGGUCUACGAUCGGUUGGUGUAUCCGGUUGGCCGCGACUCGACCCUCAGCAGCACUAUCGAGGGCCGUUGUCUCGCAAAUGCGGUCAUGCACAUGCCCCUCUCAUCGGCACCGACGAAAAUGGUCAAUUUCUCGCCGGGCCGGCUGCUUACCCUUCGGGCUUCUGUGAGGCGCUGGCCAGUAUUGCGGUUCUCACCUUCAGGCAAAGAGUGUCCUCCGAAUCGGUGUUGGGGGAGGAGCAAGCUCGUUCUUCAGACACUCUUGAGAAUGCGACUUCGACAGCGGUGGUCCAUCAGGCUGAAGCUCUGGCAGGGCGCUUGCAACACUCGGCGGUCUCGAAGGAGUCUUUGCUUCAGAUCUUCGACUUGCUUCCCGGCGAAGAAUUGGCCCGAGAUGGUGUCACUUGGAAGGAUUCGAAAUCUUUUGCUGUCGGGGCUUAUGCCGUGGGCGGUCUGGUUCUCAGGCCUCUUUUGCAAGCGGGCUCUGCGAUGUACGGUGAGAUUGCUGAGUGGAAAGAGAAGCGGGUAUCCAAAGCCGCUGCCAAGCUUAAGAAGGCUGAACGGUUGCGCGAGAAGGAUCCCUGGAAGUGA
Messenger RNA from Symbiodinium sp. CCMP2592, 3048 nucleotides. Lineage: Eukaryota; Dinophyceae; Suessiales; Symbiodiniaceae. The record is from the annotation of a GenBank genome assembly.